UACGUGCUGACGCAGAGAGGCAGUUUAGCUCUGGGGUUUUUCCACUUAUGUUGGGUUUAGUGUUGAAGGAGGGCUGCUUAAGAACAGGGCCCUAUAAAUGAAAUCCACUCUUUCACCAGUCACCGAUUCAGUUGCAGUAAAGUAACCGAGUGAUCUGUGAGCAGCUCAGGGAUCCUCUAGCCUCUGGGAUCCCAGGCACAGAAGGCUGGAGAAGUACUGGACCAAGAGUAAGGGCGUUAUCCCCGGAGUACAGUACUGCUUUUGUUGAAUGGCCCGGGGUGAAAAGAUGCAUUCUUUAAAAGAUUUUCACAAAGACACCCUGAAGCCCUCCCCCGGGAAGAGUCCGGGUACCCGGCCCGAGGAUGAAGCAGAUGGGAAGGUGCAGCGGGAGAAAUGGGCCAGCAAACUCGACUUUAUCCUGUCCGUUGCCGGAGGCUUCAUUGGUCUUGGGAAUGUGUGGAGAUUUCCCUAUCUCUGCUACAAGAACGGUGGAGGUGCUUUUCUCAUCCCAUACUUUAUCUUCCUGAUUGGUGGAGGGCUGCCUGUGUUCUUCCUGGAGGUAGCACUUGGUCAGUACACUUCCCAAGGGGGCAUCACCUGUUGGGAGAAACUCUGUCCCAUUUUCUCUGGAAUCGGCUGUGCGUCCAUCGUCAUUGUCUCCCUGUUGAAUGUUUACUACAUCGUUAUUCUGGCCUGGGGACUCUACUACCUCUUCCAGACCUUUCAGAGUGAACUACCCUGGGCAACGUGUGGCCAUAGCUGGAACACCAAGAACUGUAUUGAAGACCGCCUGAGGAAAAACAUCUCCCUGUGUGUGACCUGCAAUGGCACGAACCUCACGUCACCUGUGACAGAAUUUUGGGAGCGGAACGUGCUCGGCCUGUCUUCUGGAAUUGACCAGGUGGGCUCUCUGAAGUGGGAACUGGCGCUCUGCCUCAUGGCAGCUUGGAUCAUCUGCUUCUUCUGCAUUUGGAAGGGUGUCCGUUCGACUGGCAAGGUGGUUUAUAUCACUGCGACAUUUCCUUUCCUCAUGCUGUUGGUCUUAUUGAUCCGUGGAGUCACUUUGCCAGGAGCAACUCAGGGAAUCAAAUUUUAUCUAUAUCCUGACAUUACUCGCCUCGGUGACCCACAGGUAUGGAUUGAUGCGGGCACACAGAUCUUUUUCUCUUAUGCAAUCUGUUUGGGAGCGAUGACAUCACUGGGAAGUUACAACAAAUAUAAAUAUAACUGUUACCGGGACUGUAUGCUCCUGGGAUGUCUCAACAGCGGUACCAGUUUUGUUUCGGGCUUUGCGAUAUUUUCCAUCCUUGGCUUCAUGGCUCAAGAACAAGGGGUGGACAUAGCAGAUGUAGCUGAGUCAGGUCCUGGUCUGGCAUUCAUCGCUUACCCUAAGGCUGUGAGCAUGAUGCCUUGGCCUACCUUCUGGGCUAUCUUGUUUUUCGUAAUGCUCCUUCUUCUCGGAUUGGACAGUCAGUUUGUGGAAGUUGAGGGGCAGAUUACUUCCCUGGUCGAUCUUUACCCAUCCUUCCUAAGGAAGGGUUACAGACGAGAAAUCUUCAUAGCUAUAACAUGCACACUCAGCUACCUGCUGGGGCUGACUAUGGUGACUGAAGGUGGGUUGUAUGUGUUCCAGCUGUUUGACUACUAUGCAGCCAGCGGCAUGUGCCUUCUCUGGGUGGCAUUCUUUGAAUGUAUUGCAAUAGCCUGGGUGUAUGGAGCUGAUGAUUUCUACGAUGCAAUUGAAGACAUGAUAGGCUACAGGCCUGGGAUUUGGAUGAAGUGGAGCUGGACUGUAGUCACUCCACUGUUGUGUAUGGCUUGUUUUAUCUUCUCUCUUGCCAAGUACACGCCAUUGACCUACAACAAAGUCUACAAGUUCCCUGAUUGGGCGGAAGGUUUGGGUUGGCUGUUGGCUCUGUCCUCCAUGAUCUGCAUCCCUUUGGUGGUGGUUGUGAAGAUUAUUCAGUCAGAUGGGCCAAUAAUUGAGCGGAUUAAGAUGCUGACUGCACCGAAGGGAGAAGGAAGGAAGCCGAAAGAUGUAGCGUUGGAUGCUGAAGCCACAGUUCCACUCAGUCCCAAUGGGACUGCAGGAAACGAAGUUGGAAAGCCCACUCAGAUAAUUAUAGAAACUGCGAUGUAAGCUCUCUAUGAGAGACUAAAAUUGUGCUUUUUUUUUUGUUUGACAUGAACUCCAGCCUUUCCAGGACCAGAUAACCCCAUUCACCUAAACCUCAGUUUGAACUGAAUGUUUAAUCCCUCAGAACAUAGUAAAUAAAACUAUAGAAACAACUCACCUCUGUAACUUGGUCAAGCGAUCACUCACAAGUAUUCCAAGUGUUGGUCACUCCAAUCCAAAGGCUAGGUUCAGUUUCCUAAUCCUUGGGGAAAUACUCUGGCUGUGUUUCCAACAUCAAGGUGAUCUGCUGGAGUUUUAUUUGUUUUUUUUUUGCCCAGUUGCCCCCUUCUCCAUCCCUUCAUCACCUUCAAUGUGGUUUUCUGAUUUGUAGAACCCUACCGACCACCAGCACCAACCACCACCCCCCACCCCCGCCGCUCCUGCCCAGCACACAUGCCCCACCCCAUGAGAGUUGGAGCCAGUCUCAGGAGCACCCUGUUUGUUCUCUCUGUGUGAUCAGGAGGUUAUACAUGGAGCAGAAUUAUUGGAAUUCCGAUUUCUUCUUGCCCUCCCUCCCACACUAGUCCCCAUCCCUCAAACAAUUUUUUUUCUAUUUAGCUUUUUGUAUGUAAGAUGUUGUAAGAACAGGAACACAGUUCUAAACACUGUUGCAUUGUAGGAAUCUGUUCCCCACCACUCACGCACCCUCCUAAUCCUCCACUACCUCCAUCCUCCACCCUUCCCCCUACUCCUUCUCCAUUCUCUGCUCGCCACUUUCCCUCAUCCGUCCCCCCAAAGUCCCUCUUCCUGACCUUCCCGCCCCCCCCCCCCACUCUCCCCUCCGACACUCACCACUUCCCCAGCCCCCUCAUCCUCUUGCCCAACAUCCCUCCUCCUGUACCACCACCCACCACACUCCUCCUCCUCCUCCUCCUCCUCCUCCUCCUCCUCCUCCCCCCUCCUCCCCUGCCCCUUCCUCUCUCCCUGUGGUCAAGGCGAGAGGGUCAAUCCCACAAUGCACUGGACCAAACCAUAGUGGGCGGGGGUAUAUAUUAGCAGCUAUUUUGUGAAUAACAUGCAGUUGAUAGAUUUACAAGAAGCUUAAAACAAAAUGUUGCACAAUGUUUGAAGUUCUUUUUGUGUGCGUGUGUGCGUGGUAAAGGAAUGAUUUCACAUUAUACCUGUGGCGUUUUUUAAAACUACAAUCAUUGUGUAUAGAACAAUACUGACUGUUUCAGUAUCAAUGUUGUAGUGAAUCUCAAUGAAAAACUUUCCAACCCUUGUUCUUUUUCUGUAUGGACCUAUUUUAAUCUGUGAUCACCCUGUUAAAGACUUUUUAGAUUCUGUUGUUUAUGUCAGACAUAUACAAACAGCACAGCUUCCAUGUCUGUGUUGUACAAGUCAGUCAAAAGUGCUCAGAAUCUUUACCCUUUCUCUGUCUGUCUGUCUCUCUGUCCCUCUCACACUUUCUUUUUCUCUCUCUCUCUCACUCCCUAUUGCACUGCAUUUUUUUUUUGUAACAACAGUUUAGUACAAUCUAAGAAUAGACCCCCUUCCUUUUGAACCAUCAACCUGUUUUUUAAACCAUGUUUUGAAAAGAAUUUGGCUAUUUUAUUUCAGUUUUAAACCCUCUGUGUGUGUGUGUGUGUGUGUGUGUGUGUGUGUGUGGAGGGUCAGUGCUGAGGAAAUGUUUCCUUCUUAACCCUGGGUUAAAAUUGAUGAAACAGUCCACAGCCCCUUCCCUCAGCCUCACUGUGUGCGUCCCCAGUUGGAAGGGAGUAUCAGAAAGAAACUUUUUUUAGAGAGUGGGGAACAUAUUUUCACUCCUGGAGGUUAUGAUAAAUCAGGAAUUGAAUGUGAGAGUUCUGCCCCUUGUAGUUUGUCAGCAGAGGAUCUGGGGAACAGACCCAUGUUGCUGAGAGGACACCUGUUUUGGAAGCAGUUGAUCUCCUGAGCAGGGAAUUCAUUGUGUAACACCCACAGAUCCUGCCUCGUAAAACCGCCCCCCAGAACCUUUACUCAGCUUCACAUUCACAGUCGCCUGUCAAAGAUUUUCUUAGCCUGUGGAAGAACAUGUCAGAGGGGAUCUGGUUAAUUUAACACAAGACCACGUCCAGAUGAAGGUGAACAUGCACACCACUUCCCUUUCUCCUUGAGUCACAUUGUGAAACCACUGUUAGACCUGCAGUGGGCCUCCAUGUAGCUCCAGUCCGUCUUGAAGCAUUUGGCGUUCAAGAUGGCGGCCCAGCACCAGCACCCCUCCAGGAAAGCCGCCAGGAGUGGGCGAUAAAACAGUGUUCCCGUUCCCCGUGAGUGAGUCAGAAAGACAGACCCUCCACCCUGGCUGGCCAGCUCAUCGAUUGGGAGGUAGGGACAAGAGCAAGCCAGUUAGCCCCGAAAGCCCAGAAGGUCAUCCCAAGAUCCUUGGUGAUUCUGCCAACCCAGAACCCAAUUCUGGGCCCUCGCGCUCUUCGCCUCUUCCCUCACCUGCACCCCCCCCCGUCUGAUUGGCAGCUCUGUGCCCACAAUCACUGUUCGUAAUCUCUCUUCUGAAUGAAGAAUUUGAGUGAGGGCUUGAAAUGCCUCACAGCAGGGUUAGUGAGCCUGGGGCAGAGGAUGUGGAGUUGGGAUGUGUUCAGAUUAUUUGGAGGUCAGUGGUGGGGGAUGGGGAGGUGGUUUAGCUAGAUUGAUGUUAGCGAUGUUUUCAGUUAUGCUGCUUCACUUCUCCGUGUUUUACAUUCUGCCCAGUCCUUGGAAUAAUGAGUGACGCACUGUAUGGAGCUGCGGCUAUUUCUGUUGUAAGGUCAGUCAGCAUUGGCAGCUGUAACCGUGAGAUAAUGGUGAGUCAGGGACUCUGAGCUCCGGCUCUUUAUAUUGACUGUGCUGAAGUGACAGGUGAAUGAUUAAACCAACAGGCAUCUGCACUCCACUGAGCGUGAGAGUUUAUAAAAGGGGAAAAACAAAGAUAACUUGGACAGCAAAAUAACAUGUUCCUUUAUUUCCUCUUGACACUUUCACCGUUGGCACAUUUUAAAGAGGCGGGGAAGGAAGGCAGGUUUGACUGGGAUAGAUAUCAUGUGGAUUACAUUCCAGGCAGAGUAGGUGACCGCAGACGCGCCCCCCCCAUCCCCCGCCGCCGCCGGUGAUCCAGAUGAGAGAGAGAUGUGAGGGAUCUGACCUCUAACCUGAUUCCUGCUUGCGAUCUCGGAGUGUCGACUGUGAGAAGUUCCCUUCCCCCACCCCAGCCUCGCACUGUUCCAAAAUCACGUCCAGUAGAUAGAGGGACAACACAUGGAAGAGACCACCUUAUCCUGUCUCUGAAUGUGGAGAAGCCAAACCUAAUUUGCAGAACAUUUCACAAAGAAACAAGCAAAGAGUUCAAAUAUUAUUUUUGACCUGGGUUUUUUGCUCUUAUAUUAUUGAUUGAAAGCAAUGCAUUUUUCUUUUACAAACAACAAAACCAGGCUUUCUAAGCACCCGCGUAGAUAGUGACUCAGCCAGGAAACCCCACAUUGUAAAAUCACCUGGUGGGCUGGAGGAGGUGGACGGUCUGGGAGUGGUGUGCAGAACGGGUCAGGGCAGGGCAAAAGUGCUGGGGGUAUUGUUUUCUGCUGCAUUAUAGUUUUCUCAGUUGGUAUUUGAGGGUUGGGAUUAGAAUCGGGGAGGGCUGGUGUCGAAGCUGUGGGCAAAUGAGCCAUUUGGUGUGAAGAGGGAGAGGUUCGAUAAGAGUUGGCAUCUAUGCGCACACACAGAGACAGAGGCAGGGGGGUGGGGGUUGUGGGUAGAAGGUACACAAUGCACCAGGCAAACAGCACUGACCUCAGCAUUCCCCACCUCCCCCCCCCCCCCCCCCCCCAACCUUCAACCCCCACACCCCAACGCACCUCGAUUCAACAAGAAAGCCGGGCAGUCUGUAGGCCGAGUGAGCACUACGCUGAACCAUGAAGUGUUAUGAAGAAUUUGACUGCUUCGAUUAAUGUUUUAAGGUAAUAUACUAGUGUUUUAACAGAAGCUUCAUCAGGUUCUGAUGCUGCAAUGUUUUUAAUUUUUAUUUUUGGCGUAUUGACGUGAAUACCCUGACUGAAUGUUAGGCGUGUGAAUCUUGACUCAAGCCAAAAGAAGUUUCCAGAAAUGGUUGACUGCUUGGUCCACCUGUAAAUAUUGGCCAGCCCAGAACUUAACUCUCACAUUUCAUCAUUAUUCUGGCUUUUUUUGUGUGUCAAAAACUACACAUUAUGAACAUAGAUAUUAAAACUACACUUUGAAUAGUGAAUAAGUUUUUAAAAACAAAAGUGUAUUUUUUUUAUUUUUAAAAAUGUUGGGAAGUACGUCUCCAAAUUUGAUGUGAACGAGCCGGUAAUUUUGUAGACUUGUUUUGAUGUAGUUGGCAGGAACUUUAACCGCUUACCUUCCAACUAUUUAGGGGGGCCUGACUUGACAGUGAUGUGCAGAGGAGGGGGAGAGAGAGAGACCGAAAAUAUCAUCUCUCAUGUCCCAGGCUUUGAGGUUCCCCAAUCCUCCAGGGCUGGCCUGGAGUCUCUGGGAAUCAAAGCCCAAUGUUCCUCAGAGAAAAACCACCAAAAGAUUUGUACUUAUUUUGACGCUUUCUUUAAAAGUUUCUCUUCUCCCACCCCAGAUGAAAGAAUUACAUGUUGAAAAUGAGGAAAGUUGGCCAACAGUUGAGCAUUGCCCAACUGGGUAGAGAGUUCUUCUCGCUCACUCAUUGGCUUAGGACAGCAGCAUGUCACAUGUCAGCUGACCAAAGGCUGGCGCAUGGGGGCAAAUCAUGUGACGGAGACUCCAGGAUUGGCAACCCCCAGCCCCCACAGUACCAAGGCAUUUGAAGUUCACUCUCUCUCGUCCCCUCUCUCUCGUCCCCUCCUCCUCCUCUUCUGUCUCUCUUCCUCCUUCACACUCUUCCCCUCUCUUUAAUGUGGAAGAAGGAUUUGUGGUGAGUGUAUUUGGGGAAGGAGGGGGAAGCACUGUUGGGGUCUCCCCUCGUAUUGUUCAUGGGUCAACGGUUAGUGAUCCUUGUCAAGUCCUCUCUUGAACACUUGUGCUCAUGUGGAACGCAAUUAAACGUUCCGUUUUUAGCUGUUUGCAUUUUUUUUAGAAGGAAAGAAAAGAUAUAAAAGAUAUGUAUUUAUAUUAUACUGUGUACCCACUUGUCCUGUGCUUUCUUAGGUGAUGGUUCCAGAAUUGUAUUAGAAAUUUUGAUCUUGUACUGUGUGGAAAAAUAAACAAAAAGUCAAAAAAAAUUAAUAAAUGUUUACAGUAUUCACUGAAA
This is a messenger RNA of Stegostoma tigrinum, 7403 nucleotides long. RefSeq names its product sodium- and chloride-dependent taurine transporter-like. The coding region runs from base 269 to 2140 and encodes 623 amino acids. Gene Ontology annotation, molecular function: taurine:sodium symporter activity. Gene Ontology annotation, biological process: neurotransmitter transport; sodium ion transmembrane transport; taurine transmembrane transport. Gene Ontology annotation, cellular component: plasma membrane. The transcript is spliced from 15 exons. The record is from RefSeq and is a predicted model, not a curated record. Lineage: Eukaryota; Metazoa; Chordata; Chondrichthyes; Orectolobiformes; Stegostomatidae.